AUGAGCGAGCAGGCGGACGUCUGGGAGCGCCUCGUCAAUCAGAUGGAAGUGGCUUCCAAGAUCCCGGGUAUCGCAGUCGAGAAGCUGGGCCAUAUUGAGGAUUUGUCUAUGGGUCCGAAGAAGAAGACGAUAUCUAUUGAAAUCAAGCGUGAAAUCAUUGAAAAACAUGAGCAAGGUGUGCGAGUAGUUGACUUGGCGAGCAUGUAUGGUCGUAGCGCAUCAACAAUAUGCACUGUGCUCAAACAGAAGGACUUGGUAAAGGGUACAACGACAGCUAAGGGCACUACAAUAAUUUCAAAGCGCCGUACUUCACUCAACGAAAAAAUGGAAAACCUGCUGAUGGUGUGGAUGACAGAGAAGCAGCUUCAAGGAGGAACUUUAACAGAAAGCAUCAUAUGUGAGAAGGCACGAACGAUUUACGAUGAUUUACUGAAGCAGAUCUCACACACUUCCACAAACGAGGAAUUGGAAAACUCGUUUAAAGCGAGUCGGGGCUGGUUUCACAACUUCAGGAAAAGGACCGGCAUUCACUCCGUCAUUCAUGCAGCUGAGGUUUGCAUCAAAACGUUUUUAGAGCUGAUUAAAGCCGAAGAAUACAUCCCCCAGCAAGAGCUGACGACCGAGGAGUUGCACGAUCUGCUUUCACAGCAGCAUACGGUUGCUCAACCAGAAAUUAGUUUUCAAGAGGAGCCAGAUAUGGAGGCUGUUAUCUCUACAAGAGAUAUAAAGGAGAUCUUGGGAAUGUGGCAAAAACUCAAAACAUGCCUGAAGUCGACGGCUCCGCUACCCAAGCGUCUGCCAUCGCUGUUGGCGCUCGACACUUCGGCCUUCGGCGGCCGACCAGCGUCACCGUCGGCGCACGGUGCCGGCGACUCAUCGCCCGAUGGCAGUUUCGUAGUCGGCAUCACGCACACGUACACACGGGAGUGGGAUACAUUCCAUAUCGUUUAA
Anopheles bellator is the source of this 951-nucleotide messenger RNA. Its product is annotated as tigger transposable element-derived protein 1-like. Gene Ontology annotation, cellular component: nucleus. The coding region runs from base 1 to 951 and encodes 316 amino acids. Gene Ontology annotation, molecular function: DNA binding. The record is from RefSeq and is a predicted model, not a curated record. NCBI's taxonomy places the organism in Eukaryota, Metazoa, Arthropoda, Insecta, Diptera, Culicidae. The transcript is spliced from 6 exons.